CGCGGCCCUCACGUGACCAGGAGUCGACGUGUGCAGAAGUCCUUAUAGUGCAGGGCCUGUUUCCCUGUAGCAGCUCUCUAUUGCUGGAGGAGAAAAGUGCCUCGGAUCCUUUCAGGACUCUGGGUCUGUUGGGCGCGACACAAAUCAAGGUGAGGGAAGAAAAUCCCCUGGAUCCCUGCAGGAUUAAUUUAUUCGAAAAGGAAAUAAUAAAAAAUAGUCAACAUGCAAAAAUCUUGUGAAGAAGGUGAAGGAAAACCACAGAACAUGCCCAUGGUAGAGGAAGACCGCCCUUUGGAAAAUGUACCACAAGAGGCAGAAGGAAACCCUCAGCCUUCCGAAGAAGAUGGUGUGAACCAGGAACCAGAAGGAAACCUUAGAGCAGGGCCAACUCAGCCCAGCCAGGGAUUGAAAGAGGACACUCCCGUUAGGUAUUUGGACCCUGAAGAAAUGAUAAGAGGAGUAGACGAGUUGGAAAGGCUUAGGGAAGAGAUAAGAAGAGUGAGAAACAAGUUCGUGAUGGUGCAUUGGAAGCAAAGACAUUCACGCAGCAGUCCUUAUCCAGUGUGCUUUAGGCCUUGAGUUCUUUUUUGUCUGAUACUAAAAUCUGGCCCCUGCUUUCUUUCUGUUAGCAUUUUCUGACGUAUCUUUGACCUUAAUUUUACUUUUAAUCAUCCAGUGGAAUUUUGUUUUAGGUAGUUUCCUUGUUACCAGCAACUUGUUGGAUUUUGGAUUUUGGCCCAUUUUCCAGGUCUGUUUUUUCAAUUGGGAAGUUUUACACAUAUGCAUGGAAAUAUAUUCAUUCCAUAAUGUAAUGUAAAACAAUAGAUUAUAAAGCAUCAUAUUUAGUAUCAGCUCACUUAGGUAGGAUAAAAUUCCAAAUUGUGUGUGUCUACAUAUAUACAUAUUUCUAAAACUUAACCAUGUUUAAUUUCUGUGUGGUUUGAAGUUUCUUUUCUUUUUUUACUUUCCACUUACGUAUUUUUAAAUGAACACAGGUCACACACAAAAAGGGUUUUUUUAACAAUUAAAAGUAAAAUAAUUUGCAACAAGGUUAUAAGGGCAAUGGGGGCACCUAACCUCUUGAUGAAAGAACUAUAAAAAAGAAUUGUAAACCUCAAAUUACCUCUGACUCUCUUAGCCAGAGGAAUAAAACUGGCAAUUAUUACAGUUA
Tupaia belangeri chinensis (Chinese tree shrew) is the source of this 1171-nucleotide messenger RNA. It is a transcript of the gene TCEAL8, whose product is annotated as transcription elongation factor A like 8. The record is from RefSeq and is a predicted model, not a curated record. NCBI's taxonomy places the organism in Eukaryota, Metazoa, Chordata, Mammalia, Scandentia, Tupaiidae. The transcript is spliced from 3 exons. The coding region runs from base 223 to 579 and encodes 118 amino acids.